AUGGCCAAAUCUGACACCCAUUGCGACCCCCAGGACCAAUGUUACGAUAAUCUUCGUAUCUCCAACAAUGCCUGGGAUACCAACCUAAUCAAGGUUAACCCCAAAUACCUCUCGCUCAAUUGGCAAGCCAGCGGUGGUGGUGCCUUUGCUGUCAUCCCCCUCAACGAAACCGGAAAGCUCCCAGAGCGCAUCCCUUUGUUCCGUGGCCACACUGCCGCUGUCCUCGACACCGACUGGAACCCUUUCCAUGAUGAUAUUAUUGCUUCGGGUUCGGAUGACGGAAAGGUUUUCCUCUGGAAAAUCCCCGAGAACCAUACCGUCCGCCCCGACCCCGAGGCCCUCGACAGCAUUGAAGACAGCCUGAAGCCUAUCAGCAAGCUGAGCAGCCAGUCUAAGAAGGUCGGCCACGUGCUGUUCAACCCCGCCGCCGAGGACGUGCUGGCAACGACCUCGUCCGACACUGUGAAAAUUUGGGAUAUCGGAACCGAAAAGGAGAUGCACACCUUCAAUGCAGGCAACGUUGUUCAGUCGCAAUCGUGGAGUGCGAAUGGUGCCCGACUUGUAACUACCGUUCGUGCCGAUAAGAAGGACGACAACAAGCUCAAGAUCUGGGAUCCCCGCCAGGCGACUGCCGUCUCCGAGACUAAGGGUCAUGUCGGAGCUAAGAACAGCCGCGCCAUUUGGCUCGGCGAGCGUGAUCAAAUCGCAACCACCGGUUUCUCCAGAUUCAGUGACCGCCAACUGGCCUUGUGGGAUAUUCGCGCCAUGCAGGAACCCAUUACUGGCUUCAUCACCCUGGACAAGAACUCCGGUGUCAACAUGCCCUUCUGGGACGACAGCACUAACUGCCUUUACCUGGCUGGCCGCGGUGAUGGCAACAUCCGCUACUUCGAGCUCGAGAAUGACAAGUUCGAGCCCCUCGACGAGUACAAGUCCUCCGACCCUCAGCGCGGUAUUGCGUUCAUGCCCAAGCGGGGUGUGAACAUGCACGACACUGAGUUGACCCGUGCUUACAAGACUGUUGACGAUACUUAUAUUCAACCAAUCUCCUUCAUCGUUCCUCGCAAGUCCGAGACCUUUCAGGACGACAUUUAUCCUCCCACUUUCGGUCUUACCCCUGCUAUGAGCGCCGGAGAGUGGUUCCAAGGCAAGGAGGCUAUUCCGCCCAAGAUUUCUAUGGCCAGCCUCUACGACGGCGAGGGUGAGAAGGAAGUCUCUGGAGUUCUGGACAAGCCCACCACCGCUACGGAAGCCCCUGCUCCCAGGGUUGCCGAGCCCGCUCCUAAGAAGAGUGAGCCCGCUUCGCUGCCGGCUGCCCGCGAGGCCGUUUCCGAGCCUACCCCCGUCGCUCGUCCCGCCCCCUCUAUGAAGGAUCAAGGCGCUUCGAUGGCUGCCAUGGUCAACAAGUUCGCCGAUGACAAGGAAGAUGAGGUCAACACCGCCGACGAUGAUGAUGAUUCCAGCUUUGAGGAGGUCCCUAAGCCCGUUGAGCGUACCCCUCGCUCGCCUGUUAUCCAGGUCACACCUCCCCGGGUGAACAGCCCUCUGCGGCCCAAGGAAACUGAGCCCAAGCCGGAGCCCAAGCCCGAACCCCGGGUCUCCGCCUCCACACCCCCCUCCUCCUCCCCCGUCACCGAAUCAGCCGUCGCAGCAAGCUCCCUCCACAAGGAGCUCGAGGAGAUCAAGAACUUGAUCACUGCCCAGACCAAGACGAUUGCUUCCCAGGCUCAACAGAUGCAAUCCCUGACCUCUGAGAUCGAGUCUCUCAAGACCCAACUGAAGUAA
Messenger RNA from Penicillium manginii, 1785 nucleotides. Its product is annotated as coronin. Gene Ontology annotation, biological process: actin filament organization. The record is from RefSeq and is a predicted model, not a curated record. The coding region runs from base 1 to 1785 and encodes 594 amino acids. NCBI's taxonomy places the organism in Eukaryota, Fungi, Ascomycota, Eurotiomycetes, Eurotiales, Aspergillaceae. The transcript has 6 exons. Gene Ontology annotation, molecular function: actin filament binding.